AUUCGACGUUAGAGAAAAGUGCAUUUUCUAAAAGCUGUUGACACGAGAGCUCACUCAAAUAUUACAGGUAGGCAUAUGGAGACACAUUUCCUUGAUAUCUCCCUGGCCUUAUGUUGGAUUAAUCUCUCUUCCUGAAGAUGUGAGAAAUGGUAAGAACCACCUGUAAUCUAUGGAUGUGCAGGCGUCUCCAUGCAACAACACCUCAGACCCUCUGUGCUAUGAGGAAGGAUCAGGCACAUUAGCUGUGAUCAUUAUCCCCACUCUCCUGGCUCUCAGCACAGUGGUUGUUGUGACCAGCAUACUGUGCAGUCUCUUCCAUAGAAGAAGAGCAGCACCAGAGAGCACCUCCAUCCCUGCCCAUUACACCAAUCGUGCAGGUCAGGAGUGUGUGUCCAGUAGCCCAGUGAGUCUGUGGGAGAUCCCAGGAGAAUGUACUCUGGAGGGGCUGGAGUUCUGGCAGACUGGCCACUAUGGUCCUAUCUGCAGAGGCACAAUGAGAAGAAAGGAUAUACCCAGUGCUGUAGUGGUCAAGACACUCCGAGGAGGCAUAGAUCAGCCUGAGGCAAAGAAGUUUGUUGACUGGAUCCUUUUCCAUGGUACCGUGUGUAAACACCAGAACCUGGUCCGGAUGCUGUACUGUCAGACACAGAUACUACCUAUGUACCUGGUACUGGAGGCCUGUAGUCCUGGCAACCUUCUGCACUACCUCUGGACCCUGAGAAAUAGUGAUUCGGAGCCCUUGGAUCCACUGCGACACUUUUCAGAGAGAUCAGUGUUUUUGGUGGCAAAGCAGGUGGCAGCAGGCCUGGACUAUCUGUUGUCAGAGCACAGGCUUGUACAUGGCAAUGUUGCUGCACAGAACAUCCUGAUUGGUCCAGGGUUCUCUGUGAGGGUAUCUGGAUUGGGCCUGGCCUUCGAGAUCCGCCAGCACCAGACUGACAAACUGGCCUAUCACAGGUGCCAGAAUGACAAACUGGCCAAUCAGAGAACAGCUGAGGUCCCUCUCAAAUGGCAGGCUCCAGAGAGGAUGAUGAAGCACCCAACCACAGACAGGAGUGAUGUAUGGUCUUUUGGAAUCUUUCUGUAUGAAUUGAUCACACUGGGCUCUCCCCCCUACCCUGAUCUGGAGCCGGAGCGUGUGUUCCUCCACCUACAGAAAUCAUACAGGAUGAAGAGGCCAGACAACUGUGGGGGACCCUUGUAUGACCUGAUGAUGUACUGCUGGAUGUGGAGCUUCAAGGACCGUCCUGUGUUCUCCGCCAUCAUCAAGCUUCUGGGGUCUUACACAUACCUUGCUGGCACUAAAGAUAUCUACAUCCCAGAGGACAUGGACAUCACUGACUACAUCAAGAGGGCAGGUGUGCUGCCCUAAAUAUCUAGUCCAAGGCAUCACAUUCAUGAAUGAAGAAGCUAGAAGCAAGGGGUGAGUUCAUGACAAAGCAUGGCUGUAGUUGAUUUUAGGUUGAUGUGUGCUGUACUGUGGUAUUAAAUGUGUUAUAAACUUUCAGAGAGAUUAUUUUAU
Molecule: messenger RNA, 1522 nt
Organism: Oncorhynchus masou masou (cherry salmon)
Lineage: Eukaryota; Metazoa; Chordata; Actinopteri; Salmoniformes; Salmonidae
Product: tyrosine-protein kinase STYK1
Exons: 10
Coding region: 170-1372 (400 amino acids)
Biological process (GO): cell surface receptor protein tyrosine kinase signaling pathway; multicellular organism development; protein phosphorylation
Cellular component (GO): plasma membrane; signaling receptor complex
Molecular function (GO): ATP binding; transmembrane receptor protein tyrosine kinase activity
Source: RefSeq, a predicted model, not a curated record